Messenger RNA from Oppia nitens, 894 nucleotides. RefSeq lists its product as uncharacterized. Bases 1 to 894 code for a protein of 297 amino acids. NCBI's taxonomy places the organism in Eukaryota, Metazoa, Arthropoda, Arachnida, Sarcoptiformes, Oppiidae. The transcript is spliced from 3 exons. Gene Ontology annotation, molecular function: S-adenosylmethionine-dependent methyltransferase activity. The record is from RefSeq and is a predicted model, not a curated record.
AUGUAUAAAAUAAAACCCGAAGAUUAUAAUACAGUUAGCAAUAAAAGGGAUAAAUUUAUUUUAGAGUCAUUAAAAUUGAUUACUAAUGAAAAAAGUUCAUACGAUCUGAUUGUUGAUCUGGGUUUCGGUGACGGAAGAGUUACCCGACUAUUGUCCCAAAAUGUUCCGCACAAACAACUGGUGGCCAUCGAUGUCGUACCCGAAAUGCUGACAUACGCUUUGGCUAACAAUACGGAUGACCCGACCAUUGAAUAUGUCUUACAAGAUAUGACAGUCUCGUGGCUUGAGUUGAGUCCACGGAUCAGACAAUUGGAGUCCAAAGUAGAUCUACUGUUCACUAGUUUUAUGUUACACUAUAUCAGAGAUAAGUAUCGACUAAUGGCUAUAAUUGGACGGUUGUUGACCAGCGGUGGACUGUUUUAUGCAAAUACUGUUAUUACUAAAGAUUUAAAUAAUAAAAAACUGAUGAACAGUACGGUUGAUGAACAACAACAACAACUGUUGUGUCCAUCAAUUGAUAAACAGAUGACUGUUUGGAAACAAUGUUUAGUCGACAAUGGAUUUCAAAUUAAAGAAUUUAAAUUAAUUACCGAUAAUAUAGUUAUGAAUCGUAAAGAGAUUAUCGACUUUAUGCCAAUAGUAGUUGAAGACUAUUUACACAACAGCGGCGGCGGCGGCGGCGGUUUGAUGGCCAGUAGUGACCACCACUUGUUGUGGAACAUUGUAUUUGACAACCAUUUUAGUCCACUGGACUCGGAGUCGGCGGCGACGGCAGCGGCUGAUGAGUCAGUGGCCAACCCUAACGCGUGGAAACAAUUUUUAGCCGACAAUACUGUCAGUGAAUUGAGUUUCAGUUAUCAUAGUUUACAAGUUAUGGCUUAUAAUAAACAAUAA